GAGGCGCUGUCAGGGAGGGAGUGGGGGAUGGUCAUACAGGGAGAGAGAUGGCCGAUCAGGGGUUCCUUAUGGAAGUCUGUGUGGAUUCGGUGGAGUCUGCAGUGAACGCUGAGAGGGGAGGCGCUGGACGUAUAGAACUGUGCGCCAGUUUGCUGGAAGGAGGAGUAACCCCCACCAUAGGUCUUCUGCAGGUAGUGAAGCAGUAUGUGCAAAUCCCUGUAUAUGUGAUGAUUCGGCCGCGAGGUGGAGACUUUCUCUACUCUGACCGAGAGGUGGAAGUCAUGAAGGCUGACAUCCGACUAGCAAAAAUACAUGGGGCCGAUGGACUGGUGUUCGGGGCCCUGACAGAAGAUGGCAGAAUCGAUGCAGAACUGUGUAUGGAUUUACUUGCCGUCUCUCGCCCCCUUCCCGUCACUUUCCACCGAGCAUUUGACAUGGUCUACGAUCCUCUGCUGGCUAUGGAGACGCUGAUCUCACUAGGGUUUGAGCGGGUGCUGACCAGCGGGUGUGACAGCUCAGCACUGGAAGGUCUGCCUUUAAUAAAGAGGCUCGUGGAACAGGCUAAAGGCAGGAUCAUAGUGAUGCCAGGUGGCGGCAUCACAGAAAGGAACCUCCACAGAAUUCUGGAAGGCGCCGGGGUUCAGGAAUUUCACUGUUCUGCACGAUCUACCAAGGAGUCAUUAAUGAAAUACAGAAACAACUCUGUGACCAUGGGAGCUGCACUCACUACCUCCGAGUAUGCCAUCAAGGUUGCCGACGUGACCAAAGUCAGGACAUUGAAUGCUAUGGCAAAGAAUUUCCUCUGAAACAACCUCCCAUGGAGCCGCAGGGAAUGUGGUGUUGCAUCAACACAGAAGAUUGGUACCUGGAAUACUGUGCUGACUGGUGGUUGGGUAGCUAAAGGGCCGGCCAUGGUGUGGAGGCGAUUGCAUGAUGGAUUUGAGGUUUAUUUGUUCUGAUUGUCCACUAUAGGUGAAGAUGUGAUUGAUUGGAGAUCUCCUGUAACACAGUCCUGUGAUGUUCAGACCAGCUCUGUGCCAAGGAGGGAAUACACACAUUGUUCUUUUAAGGGCUGCAUUCACACGCAGUGGAAAAAUCCAUGCUGCGGAUCUUAACAUCUGCAGUAUGUUGAUUAUUGGAAAGGCUGCAGAUUAGCCCCAUUGAUUGACAGUGGGGCUAAUCCUUGUGCAGAUCUGC
Bufo bufo (common toad) is the source of this 1197-nucleotide messenger RNA. RefSeq names its product cutC copper transporter (gene CUTC). Gene Ontology annotation, molecular function: copper ion binding. Bases 48 to 806 code for a protein of 252 amino acids. The transcript has 9 exons. Lineage: Eukaryota; Metazoa; Chordata; Amphibia; Anura; Bufonidae. The record is from RefSeq and is a predicted model, not a curated record.